AUCGGGUGCAAAGAGUCGCGAAAACAUCGAUUGAUGACGUUUAUUUUACCCCUUAUCAGCUCCUUAUAUAAAAAAAAAUAACUUCGGGUUUUACUGUUGACUAUUUAAUUAUUAUUAGAAAUUACGAAAGCUUUCAAUAAACGUAUUUAUACACCAGUUGUGUAAAAUAUAUAUAAGAAAUAAAAAUUGUCAAAUAAAUCAGUCUCGCAGUAAACGAUAAUCAAAACUACACAACAAAUGUUGACGUCAAACUCAACUGUUCCUAAAUGAUGAGUGAGCGAGUGAAGUUGAUAGUACAUCUUGUCUGUGACUCAUUUUAAUUGAUUUUUCGCUUAUUUAAUUUGUCCUUCAGUUAAGAUCUUUUCGUAAAACGAUUUUUGUGAGAGUAAACCAUCAUACGACUUAAUGGCUGUGUGAAAGAGGAAGUUCUGGUUUAUUAACAAUUUUAUCGUGACAAUUUUUUUUUUAAAUCACCAUCAUGAGCAAGCACACAAGUCUCUUCUACACAGUGGAAGUUGGCGAUUCAACAUUCACUAUACUAAAACGUUAUCAGCACCUACGACCUAUUGGCUCAGGUGCUCAAGGAAUUGUUUGUGCCGCCUGUGAUACACUUACAGAUACAAAUGUAGCUAUUAAAAAGCUCAGCAGACCCUUCCAAAAUGUAACUCACGCUAAACGAGCCUACAGGGAAUUUGUAUUAAUGAAACUUGUAAAUCACAAAAACAUAAUUGGCUUGCUAAAUGCAUUCACCCCACAGAAAUCUUUAGAGAGUUUCCAAGAUGUGUAUUUAGUGAUGGAGUUGAUGGACGCCAACCUAUGCCAAGUUAUACAGAUGGACUUAGAUCACGAGAGAAUGUCUUACCUUCUUUAUCAGAUGCUGUGUGGCAUCAAACACCUACACUCUGCUGGGAUUAUACACAGGGAUCUAAAGCCUAGCAACAUAGUUGUCAAGUCAGAUUGUACUCUAAAGAUUCUAGACUUUGGAUUAGCCAGGACAGCAGGCACAGGAUUUAUGAUGACACCUUAUGUGGUCACACGAUAUUACAGAGCCCCAGAAGUAAUUUUAGGGAUGGGUUACAAAGCUAACGUUGACAUCUGGUCAGUUGGUUGCAUCAUGGCUGAGCUUAUUCGAGCAACAGUAAUGUUUCCUGGCACAGAUCAUAUUGAUCAAUGGAAUAAAAUAAUAGAACAGCUGGGUACACCUAGUCAAGAAUUCAUGGCUCGACUGCAAACAACUGUGAGAAAUUAUGUUGAAAAUAGACCUAAGCACACCGGAUUUAGUUUCGAAAAGUUGUUUCCAGAUGUCCUUUUCCCUCCAGACAGUGCUGAACAUCCUGGUCUGAGAGCUACCGUAGCAAGGGAUUUGUUGUCCAAGAUGUUGGUUAUUGACCCUGACAGGAGGAUCUCAGUUGAUGAAGCACUCAACCACCCCUACAUCAAUGUUUGGUAUGAUGAGAGGGAGGUCAAUGGGCCAGCACCAGGCCCCUAUGACCAUGCUGUAGAUGAACGUGAACACUCUGUUGAAGAAUGGAAAACACUAAUUUAUAAUGAAGUUAUGGAGUAUGAAAACAGAGACAAAAGUAAAGAUAAGCAAAGUGCUAUGCAAAAUCACAGUGAUGGUGCAAACAGCAUGGAGACUGGUGUGGGUAAUACAGAGAAUGCAUCCAGAGUAGUAGGGGCAGCCUCGGCAACAAAUCCACAGAAUCAUCACUAAUGAUGGCUUUAGUCUGUAUAUAGAUCUUAACUUUUCCUGCCCCAAACAUCACAACAUCCAUGUUCCAUCCAUGAACCUGUUUCUGGCACAUGCACAGACUAUUCUAAGAAGAUUUCCAUUUCCUAAAACUGUUCAUGUGUUUCAGCUUUGGUUCAAUCAUUUCUCACCAAAAAAUUAAAAUUUUGAAAAAAAAAAUAUAUUUUUUGCCAUGUCAAUUUUAGUUAGAAAUAGGUAGGAAAAAAUUAAUAGUUGUUCUUUUAUUGUUAAAUCAGACAUUUAAAAUACACAAUGAAUAUUUCAGCU
This is a messenger RNA of Physella acuta, 2017 nucleotides long. Its product is annotated as stress-activated protein kinase JNK. Lineage: Eukaryota; Metazoa; Mollusca; Gastropoda; Physidae. The record is from RefSeq and is a predicted model, not a curated record. Gene Ontology annotation, molecular function: MAP kinase activity; ATP binding. Gene Ontology annotation, biological process: protein phosphorylation.